AUGAAAAGGAUGACUAGCAUGGACACACAUAUACAGCUAACAAGCAGUGGACACAGUGACGGUGGACACACUCCGCCUGGACAUGAGUUGUGGACAAUAAAUAUUAACAACAAUUUCUCAUUAGAAUCAACUACAAUAAACAUUAAAAAGAUGUUCGCUAUAAGGUUUAGGAGACAAAAAGGCGACACUGAUCCCCAUAACCUUGCACCAUAUUCAACGACAGCUCCAAACUCCCUCUACGUGCCCUCUGCAGAUCUAUGUUUCGUUGCUUUGUGGUUUGUUUGGUCUAGGGGUUUUGGUUGGAAUUUUUGUGUACGAUCCGAUCUUAGUCUCGAGAUGUUAUCUAGUUGUUGCUACGUGAUAUACGAAGCCCAAACAAGGAGACGCCUAGAGUUUUCGGAAGAUGACAUCAUCAAGAUCCCGGGGUGCGAUCUGGUGGCAGUGAUAGAGCGUUUCAAGAGGACCAUCAUUGGUCGCAUGUUUUACCGUGAUGAGAGAAGUAUGGAGGCUUUACUGACGCAACUACCACAUGCUCGGAUCUGGGAUAUGGAGGGAAGAGUUAAGGGUACAAACCUUAGCAAUGGCAGAUUCCAAUUUGACAUUGAUAAGGAGGAAGAUCUGGUGAAAGUCUUAGCAAAUCGCCUUUGUCAUUUUAAUCGCUGGAGUUUUGCACUCGAGGGAUGGGAACCCUCAACACAAAAGGAUUUUCCAUUCAUGAUGCCAUUUUUGAUGCGAGCUAUUGGCAAAGCUUUGGGACAUGUACUCAAAACGGAUGCCGAGAAGGCACAUUUGCAAGUUUUCAUUAACGUAAAUGAGCCCUUACAGUUUGAAAGAAGAGUGGGAUUCUCGAAUGGUAAUGUUGGCAAGAUUGAAUUCAAAUAUGAGGGACUGCAACGGUUUUGCUUCAAAUGUAAGCGCAUCUCACAUGAAACUAGCUCAUGCCCAGAGAUGCCUGCAGAGGAGAAGCAGAGCUACAACAUGCCGGGAGAGGACCCAAAAGGGAAAAGAGACUCGAUGCUGUUCCAAAAAGAUGCAAAGGAUUCACUAAUGCGAAUGAAAUCCCCGGUAAGGGAGGAAUAUGAGAAUCAGUAUCAACAGUCUCAGUCAAGAAAUGGUUUCAGAGAAACAGGGGAAAACUUCAGCCCCGAGAGAAGGAGGUCUGAUUCGCAUCCUAGCAAACUGGGGAAAUUAAACUCAGGGGCUAUCCGAGAAGUGUGGCAAUGGAGUAAAGAAAGGGAUCUAUGGAUGAAUCUCAGAGGUAAGAGACUAGCCCAAAACAAGGAUGUUUGGAACAGGAUAAACGAGCCUUAUGUGAGCUAUUUUCCGCGACUUCGCUAG
Messenger RNA from Thlaspi arvense, 1338 nucleotides. Lineage: Eukaryota; Viridiplantae; Streptophyta; Magnoliopsida; Brassicales; Brassicaceae. The record is from the annotation of a GenBank genome assembly.